Macrosteles quadrilineatus (aster leafhopper) is the source of this 2343-nucleotide messenger RNA. Its product is annotated as folate transporter 1-like. The transcript is spliced from 10 exons. Gene Ontology annotation, cellular component: plasma membrane. Gene Ontology annotation, biological process: transmembrane transport; vitamin transport. The record is from RefSeq and is a predicted model, not a curated record. Lineage: Eukaryota; Metazoa; Arthropoda; Insecta; Hemiptera; Cicadellidae. The coding region runs from base 211 to 1740 and encodes 509 amino acids. Gene Ontology annotation, molecular function: vitamin transmembrane transporter activity.
CAAACUUGGUCAGAAGUAGACCUAUGUGAGAAUUAGGGAAAGGCAUUCACAUAAAUUGUAUUUGCUAGGUUAAAAUAAUAUUUGUCUAUUACUUGGGAUUUAAGUUUUCUGGGGAAUUAUUUUUUACUUGUUAUUAUUGCUUUUUUGAUUUAGAGUAAAGAACUUAGUUGUAUCUAGUAUUUUUGUCACGUGGGAACUUGUCUUUUAACAAUGCCUGCUGCUAAACUCCCUCAUAAAGGGAUAGACAUCAAUGAGUUGAUAGGGGAGGGGGUGAGGUUACUUAAGGAAGGUGACUUGUUAGAUCAAGACAUGAAAACAAAAAUGGUGAAGGCUUACAAGAGUAUGGAUAGGCACAUUCCAGUGCCUUACACUCAAAUAUCAGCACCGAAGGAAACCAAAAAAUCUCAGAACAGAUGGAUUAUUGUCACAGCUCUGAUCGCAACCUACGGAUUUUUGAAAAACAUUUCACCAGAAAGUCCUUACUUAGCUGAGUUCUUCGUCGGUCCAAAGUUCAAUUUCACAGUGACACAGGUGACGCAAGACAUUUACCCUGUGUCCGUGUAUGGAAGCGUGGUACAAACAUCAGUGGUUCUACUGGUCACUGACAUCCUCAGGUACAAACCCAUCAUCGUCUGUGGUGCCCUUGGGUUUGUUCUGCACAAAUCUCUGCUUGUAUUUGGAGUUACAUUGCUAGAUAUGCAACUAAAUCAAUUCUUUUUCGCUACAACCAAAGCCUGCAGUUUAGCGUACAAAACAUACAUCUACAAUAAAGUAGAUCGGGAGCACUACCAGAUUGUGACUGCAGUAAUCAGGAUCGCACCGAAGGCUGGAACACUCUUCUCCGCCGUCCUCGCUCAGGUGGCACUUUCCUUCUUCUACUGCAAGAUUGAAGAUCUCAAUAAAAUAUCUUUAGUCGCGUCUGUAAUGGCAUUAAUAUGUGCUAUUUUACUACCCUCAAUGAAGCAAGGUGUGUAUGCUAAAGAAAGCAAAUCCAACCCAGAGAGUGGAAUUACAGAAAAAGAGAAAACGUACAGCUACGCAGUGUGGUUAUUGCUCCAGGACUUCAAGGAAGCCUACACAAACCCUUAUGUUGUGAAAUGGUGCAUCUGGUGGAUUCUGGCUACCGGAGGAUUCCAACAAGUGACUGAUUACUAUAUCCAAGUUCUAUGGUCAGAAAUCAAUCAUGGAAGUCAGAAUAAGUACAACGGAGGGGUGGAAGCUGUGAAUACCAUCGUUAGUGGCAUUUCUUGCUAUUUAAUCGGAAGUAUUCAAAUAGACUGGAGAUUCAGAGGUGAACUGGUUCUUGGAAUCUGCACAUUGUUCAAGGGAAUGUUUCUGCUAUUUAAUGCCACCACAUCAUCCAUCAUCGUCUCAUAUUGUAUAUACGUCGCUUUCUGUAUGCUGUUUGACAUUAUGAGCGUAGUUGCCAAUGCCGAAGUUGCUAAGCACCUGAAGAAUGAAAGUUUUGCUCUCAUAUUUGGCACCAACACAUUCUUGGGUCUCGUGUGGCAAUCCCUUCUCACUUACAUUCUGACCAAUAAGCACAUGUUUGCUUUGCCAAUCAGAGAACAGUUUGUCUGCGUCUCGUGUGGUUUUAUGGCUUUGGGUCUCGGCUAUACUCUCAGAGGUAUCUACAAGUACUUCUUCAGUAAUAAAGAAGUCCACAUUCAAAAAGUAAACGAAAUAACACCAAUUUGCACAACGAUAAAAGUGUCUCAGAAGAACCAAACAAUCCACUGACACAAGCUUUGUCCAGUGAAGAAAUAAAAAGGGAAUCUAUCUUGUGAUCAAAGGCAUAGCUGCGUUCUAAGAACAUUAAUGAACUGUCAGGGUAAUAUGAAGCUAAGAUCUAUUUAUACAAUUUAAAUGAAUUUUUUAAUUCUUAGAGGCUUUAUAGUAUUUAGUAAUCCGUCCCUGUCAAGCUAUGCUAUGUGAUUCCUAAAUGUUCUAUUUGAUUAUUACUGUGACUAUUGUAAAUAUUUUCCUCUGUCCUUCGUAAAUGUGAUGCUAAUUUGUUGAGAUCGUAUUCAUAUUUCUAACUUUGUAUUAUUUAGUCAUCUAGUGAAAUACCCGAGCUUCCUCCUCGGUGUUUCUAAGUACCUGACUCUCUUAGUUAGCAACUUUCCUUCGUAUUCCAUUUUAUCGCUCAUUUUCAUAGUUUUGAUGGAUAAAUAGUAUGUUAUCACUAUUUUUAAAGGUCUUCUCCACAUGUUUCCUCGAGCUACUUGUAUAGUAUUAAAGAUCUGAGAAAAUUUAAAAUAUGGGAGAUGAUGUAUAUUUAUUGUAAUAUAUGUUUUAGUUUUUAUUUAAUAAUGUAUUAAUUAUAUGAAGUAUUUUGAUAUA